UUCUCUCUCACGCAGUCACACACACUCAUGCUCUCUCUCAUUCUGGAAAGCUAAAGUGGGAAAAGGAAACAAACUGUUUGUGUAGUUUGAAAUGGUUGCGUGAACAAGAAGUCUGUAAUCUUUGUGUAGUUCAUUUCCUUCACUUGAGAGAUUCAUUUUCGCUUCUGAAUUUGCUCAGACGAGUAAGUUUCUUGCUGGGGUUUUUCUGGGAUAGCUGAGUUGAGUAUGGGGAAGAAAGAUCAGAAUCAAAAGGAUAAAGAGAGAGUUCAGGCCGUACUUGAACUUCUGAAGAAACAAGCUCCCCUUUCUGUAAAACAGGAGAAGUUCUGCAACAACGCAUGUGUGGAACGGUUUCUGAGAGUGAAAGGCGAUAAUAUGAAGAAAACAGUGAAGCAGCUGAGGAACUGCCUUGCUUGGAGAGAGAGUUUAGGCACCGACCAUUUGAUAGCUGAUGAAUUCUCUGCCGAGCUUGCUGAAGGCUUAGCUUAUGUUGCUGGCCAUGACGAUGAAUCAAGACCUGUCAUGAUUUUUCGCAUAAAGCAAGAUUACCAGAAAUUCCACUCGCAGAAACUGUUUACUCGAUUGUUGGUGUUCACACUUGAGGUGGCAAUUCAAACAAUGGCAAAAAAUGUCGAACAAUUCAUCAUUCUAUUUGAUGCUAGCUUUUUCAGGUCGGCUUCAGCUUUUAUGAACAUAUUACUGGCAACACUGAAGAUCAUGGCGGAGUAUUAUCCAGGCCGCCUUCACAGGGCUUUUGUCAUUGACCCUCCAUCUCUUUUCUCGUAUCUUUGGAAGGGCGUGAAGCCAUUUCUUGAGCUAUCACCAUCAACCAUGGUAGUAUCAUCCCUUGAUUUCGAGGAGUCAUUGGAGUUCAACAACUUCAAAUCUUAUCCCAGAGCUUCAUCCCUCCGAUUUGAUGCCUCCUCAGUACCAUCAACGGCCAAGAUCGGCGCAUGCUCUUCAUCAAGAUUUUCCUUCACCGUCUCCCAUCAUUUUGACUCCCUCAAACCUUGGUACCUAACGUUGACCGACACAUCAGCAUCAAAAGUUGGACCCACAGCCCCCUCUUCAACCUUACUGGGCCCAGCCCUCAUCUCACCCUUGAACGCUCGAUCCUUCUCCUUUGCAUCACCGGCAGCCAGGACGCCACCUGACACGUUCGGAGCCGUCAAAAAGGGGUUCUUCCCAUCUACACCAAUGCCCCAAAAAACCCAAAAAUUUGAUCUCUCAAGCAUUAACCAUCCAAGAACGCCGAAGCCCUCGUUCCUCCAGUCACCGGCCUUGUUUUUCAGGAAGGAUUGCCACGUCAGCAGGGCGGACAAAUGCCGCGAAUCCUUCGUUCCAUAUUUGAAGUUUUAUAGGAGGCCGUACGAUGAGAUGACUUAUAGGUCAAAAAUGAGACCUCCGCUUGGUGGCCUAAUCUCCAUCGUCUCUCCUCACCUCAGGCGAAGACACAUGUCGGUCUCUCAACGGUUUUGAUCUCGGACAAAAGUACAUAAUAAUAUUAUUAUAUUGACGGAAGACUUUUCAUCACUAAUAGUAAUUGAUUUACAUAUAUAUAUUUUUUUAUGAGUCCAAUGUCAAAGUAAAGUUAUUAUGGGGCCUCAUUAAGCACAAAGUUAUUAUGGUACAUUGAUUAUUGUUAGCAUGGCAAGGGGAAAGCACAUAAAAGAAAUAGAUUACGUGCAAAGUGGGAUGUGAAAGAUCGUGCGAUAUGUCUCACUUAGUGUAAUGUGGUGGUCACUAUAGGGUCUACACUUCGGGUCGUGCACUAACAUUGCAUGGGAACAAGAAAGCGUGGUCGAGACGGAGAACAUCAUCACAUUGGGAAUCAUUUUUAUGAUGUGUAAGGAAGACCAAAUCAACCUUCCCAGAAGAGCAAAGUUGAUGUCUUGAAUCCCUUUUGGACGAAUAGUUCGUUUUCAUUUUCUUUCUUCGAUUUGAAGUUUUGGGGUUCUUUCUACUGGAACCUAAUUGACACCAACUUGGUUGAAAUUUGUAAUGUUGUAGCAAUAAAAUAACGUGCCAAAGUUUGAAAAA
This is a messenger RNA of Coffea eugenioides, 2040 nucleotides long. RefSeq lists its product as uncharacterized. The record is from RefSeq and is a predicted model, not a curated record. The transcript is spliced from 7 exons. Lineage: Eukaryota; Viridiplantae; Streptophyta; Magnoliopsida; Gentianales; Rubiaceae. The coding region runs from base 226 to 1479 and encodes 417 amino acids.